Molecule: messenger RNA, 1865 nt
Organism: Babjeviella inositovora NRRL Y-12698
Lineage: Eukaryota; Fungi; Ascomycota; Pichiomycetes; Serinales
Exons: 1
Coding region: 71-1720 (549 amino acids)
Molecular function (GO): metal ion binding
Source: RefSeq, a predicted model, not a curated record
GAGUCCUGCCAGUAUCUUCCAACUAUAGAUUCCCCUAACCCUCCUGCAAAAACUCAUAUAAACCCUCACAAUGUCACUGAUACAGCUACAUCACCACCGAUUCAUGGACCAGCAGGAACCCAAUUUCACGGGCCACCCCAGCAUUAUUGCUGAAGAAGAUGAUGCAGCGCCAGCCGACUUUUGUCUCUCGUUUGCCAAGAAGGUUGUGUUGCCCCGUGCCCCAUCUCGAAAGUCCGUCAUCAGCGAAAACUUCCCCAGCGGAAAGGGCAGUGUCCUUGGAAAGGCCACAGAGCCAGCCUCCUCUUUUCAGUGGGUGGACCAUGACGAGCAGAUCAGGGCACCAAGAAUGGCGCAGCCGCUGUACCGGGAUUCUAUCUCGCAUGGUGACUCGUUUGUCCUCGCUGGAACUACCCGUAGCAACAAGCGGGCCAACAGCGACAACACCAGACAGCUUGAACAGCCACCGACCACUACCAGAAGCAAGUACUUCCCUGCAACCUUUGACUUGAACCAACCUACGCGUAGAUAUCUGAUUGAAGAGGAGGAAACAAACUAUAUCUACUCUGGGAGCUUUGCGGAGCAGCCGCAGAUGUUGGAAUUCAGAGCCCCAUUCAAGUCGUUUCCACAUUCCACCCUCCCCGGCCUGAGCGUCCCGCUCCAGGAACCUACCCUCCAGCGCAAACAAUCGACUUCGUUCUCUGAAAUGGCCAGAAAGGCUUUGUACAACUUGCAGACCAAUACCAUGUCACAUGAAGCCACCGUAAACCCCCCUCCAACAACCACACCAAAGCUACGCACCGCACUUUCUUCAGGCUCCGUCUCCUCAGCCUCUUCCGUCUCCUCGUCCCCCAAUGCUGCAAACACCACUGUUACAACGCCUACGUCUUCCUCCAGAUCAUCCUCCUCGUGCCUCUGCUCGCCAGUCACAACAUCGGCCGACUCCCCUCCCAGAAGAGAGAAAAUUGUCAUCGAUUCUCCGUUCUUGAACCAGGUUUACGAGAUGAAGACACCAAACUACAUCCCUGCCGUAUUGCGCCCUCCUUCCGCUGCCCCGACCGAGACGACCCUCCGUGAUGAUGAGAACGAUAAUGAUUUAACCCCAUUGGCCACCACCCCACUUGCAUCGAAGUAUAUCAUGAACGAGAACCUUAGCAUUGAGCCAUCUCACCACCAUUGGCUUCCCAACAACUUUCGCGAUGCCUGUAAAGCCUGCCAUGUGAAGUUCUCUCUGAAGCCGGGGGUGCUCUUCAAGUCCUGGGUCUCGUUGCCUGUGUCUGCGUUAACCAACGCUGAGCUCACCCCUACUCCUACCAUAGAUCCCAUUGCCAGCGGAAAGGUCCGAUCCGGAAGUGGAACCGUCUCUGGCAAGCACCACUGCAGAAAGUGUGGCGACAUCUUUUGCCUCGCCUGUGUAUCUUUCCAGGCGAUGAUGGACGAAUGCUGCGGCUGGGUGGUUCCAAUCUACAAAUCUACGGUUCCAUCUUUCCAAGAUGACAGGGAGGGUCCUCGCAACGCGAUGAGCUUGCACAGAGGCAAGAUUGUGCGCAAGGUGUGUUCCACGUGCUACCACGACUCUUGGUUGAAGUUCUUACUCUUCCAGCUGAAACAGGCUGUGGCAGAGGUGGAAGAACCGACUGAGACUACCGACAAGGGAACUACCAAGGAAAACAAACGAUCAGGUAGUAUUGUUCCAAAUGACUGGACCUGGAGUUCUUUCUGAACUCCACGCCCUUUAGCCAAACUCUUUCCCCCACUCACCGUCCCAUAUAUUAUUGUACUUUACGCUGUAUGGCUAAUGCCCCCAUACCUUCAUUUCUUUGAUAAAAGUUUACUAUGCUUCUUGACUUUCUUUUGGUUACUCUUCC